This is a messenger RNA of Xyrauchen texanus (razorback sucker), 3154 nucleotides long. RefSeq names its product transcriptional regulator Kaiso-like. Gene Ontology annotation, molecular function: DNA-binding transcription factor activity, RNA polymerase II-specific; RNA polymerase II cis-regulatory region sequence-specific DNA binding; protein binding. NCBI's taxonomy places the organism in Eukaryota, Metazoa, Chordata, Actinopteri, Cypriniformes, Catostomidae. The transcript has 2 exons. The record is from RefSeq and is a predicted model, not a curated record. Bases 87 to 2048 code for a protein of 653 amino acids. Gene Ontology annotation, biological process: regulation of transcription by RNA polymerase II.
UCGUGUCUGAGAGCUGGCAGUGGUGUUGAUAGAUCAAGGUGAGAGUGGCGUUUUAAGUUGACGGAUCUAGGUGAGAAGUUCCUUCAAUGCUAUCCAGCGUCAACGCUGUUGGAAAGGCAGGGAUGUCGAAACUAAAGCUGAUAUCUGCAGAGGACACUCAGUACACCACAUCACUUUUGAAGUCCAUCAAUGAGCAGCGAAACAGUGGUUUAUUCUGUGACGUCACCAUAAUUGUGCAGGAACGCAAGUUCAGGGCACACAAAGUUGUGCUGUCUGCCUCGAGCACCUAUUUUCGCCAACUUUUCUCAGUUGCUGGACAACUUAUAGAGUUAAACUUCAUCAAAGCAGACAUAUUUGAGAUCAUCUUGAAUUAUAUAUACACAUCUAAAAUAUGCAGAGUUAGAUCGGACAGACUUCAGGAUCUCAUUAGUGCUGGUCAGAAUUUGGGUGUGAAUUUUCUCUCCAAUUUAGGAACGCCACUUGCACAAGUCAAGGGAUUACCUGGCUUGUCCAAAGAAGGAGACAGCAGUGUUAACUCCACUGAGAAAAAUGGUUCUGAAACAGAGAAUAUGCCAAUCAUUACUGAGACAUUCUCACUUUCUGCUGAAGAGUUCAACAUGGCAAGCAUUAGUGCAGAAAAGGAAGUGGACUCGGACAAUGAUGACAUUCUUUUCGUCUCAAAAACAGAAGCCUCACAAGCUCAGAAGAUCAAGAUAUCAGAAGUUAAUCAGAGAGAGCCAGAGGCUAAAAAACAAAAAGUCACAAAUGAAGUAGUAAUUGGCUCAAAAGAUUCAACAAACCAAGAGAGAAAAGACAAGCCUCCUUCUGAAUGUACAGGACAAAAUAACCUUCAUCCCCAGCCAGACAUGGCGCUUCUCUCAAGCCCUGUGAUGUCCCCAGAUGCAAGUAGCAGUGUUCUAACUUCCCCUGUAAGAACCAGCUCAACUAGUGAACCCACCACCCCUGCAUGCAUGAACAGCCUCACUCCAGAGCCUCACAACACCUCACUUCCUCUAGAGAACAACAAGGUGCUUGGUGUGCAAAAGAAAGCAAUUCUUCUAGAGCCGUCACCAGACAAAAUCAGACUGUCAGAUGUGAGAUCAACCUAUAGCACAAAUAAUGGAAUAGGAACUGGAAUAAACGUGGUCCCAGCAGUUUCAGCAAAAACGACAAUAACUUUAGACAAAGCCUCAGAAAUUGAUUCGUUAUCAACAGGGUGCAAAGUGUAUGCCAACAUAGGUGAGAACACCUAUGACAUCGUCCCUCUAAAGGAUGACCCAGGGGAGGGAGCCGCUCCUGGUCGAAAAUCGCAGAUGCCACCUAGUGCCGGCAAUGCGUCUGGUAACUCACCCCAAGGAAAGAAGAGAUUAAAGCUGGAUCAGGAGGAUCACUACGAAAUUGUCAUGGAUGGAAAAACUUUCUAUGUGUGCAUUGUGUGUAAGCGUCCCUACGUGUGCCGGACAAGUCUCAAGCGUCACUUUAACACUCACUCGUGGGAAAGAAAGUAUCCAUGCCAUUACUGCAGCAAGGUGUUUGCCCUGGCAGAAUACAGAACCAAACAUGAAAUCAGUCACACAGGGGAAAGACGGUACCAGUGUUUAAUGUGCAAUGAAAUGUUUCUCAAUUAUCAGGUUUUGUCAGGUCACUGCAAGCAAGUUCACAACCAAGACCCUUCAGGACGGAAGCAGAAAGAUGACACAGGCAACAACUUGUAUCGGCUACUGCCUUGUAAAACAGUGCAGUUCAAACCGUAUUCCUUUAUAUCUGAUGAAUCGGUGGGGAUUCCAGUGAUCAACGAAGACGGAACUGUUCAACAUUUAAACCCCAGUGAAGAGCACUUUACAAGCGAGGAGCUUCCAUCUAGCCAAAGCAAAGCACUGGCCUGGAGUGACAUCUUUGCAGAACCUGAGGCAACUACCAGGCCAGAAGCUCUUGCUCAGACACCUCCACGAGGACCACCACCACAAAGAGCACCACCACAACCGGUCAACCAAAUAAAUGCCGAAGGCACGACAGAAUUUGAGUUUGUUAUACCAGAGAUGUACUGAGCAAGCUUGUUCUCUGCUCUGGCUCAGGUGCCUUGUUUGGGGAGGGGGGUUGAUUCUCUGGACCAGCUGAUUAAAGACUAAACUCCAGUAUUCCAUCAACUCAAUGUAGUUUCAAGGUGCUUUUCGUUCUUUUUAAUGUACCUUUAGAAUCAUGAAAUCCUUAGCAUUGCAGUUCAGUUUCAAUUCAUCAACUCAAAUUUUAAUAAUGCUUGGUCAGAUAACACAUGGUUAAUUAAAUAGAUAUAGGCUAAUACAUAUUUUAUGUACAGCUACAUUAGACCUGUUGAGCUAAUUUAGCAUUUUCUGUUCCGUUUUUAGAACAGUACAACAAUGUUGUUUAUUAAUAGUAGGGAACAAGUACAGACAAUUUGCAAAUACAAUUUGUUAUAUAUAUUUUUUUUUUUACAGUUAUGUAACUUUAAUGUGUAAAUGCUUUUUGGGAGAGUGUUACGUAAAUAAGCCCAAGUCCAAAAGUAACUGUUAUACCUAAAUCAUCAUUCUGACUAAAUUAUUCUUUUCAUAUUCAGAGUUCCAUUGGAAAGAGAUGCUACAUUUUUUUUUUUUUCUUGUCAACUUCUUAUCGUAGUUAUUAAUGAAUGUUUGGCACUAGAUGGAUAUGUGUUAAUGGCAGGUUUUUGGUCCUGCAGUAAGAAAGAGUUUGAAUGUUCGUAUUUAUAGUUUAUGCUGAUUGUUAUGAAGUUUUAAGAAGGAUGGAGUAAAUAUGUGAAAUGCUUUUUUCAUCUGUUCAUUAAUUAUGUUUUAAAAUGUAUAUGCUGGCCAUAUAUUCUCACAAAAUUUCCCUGACAGCAUAAACAUGGGGACCUGAGGAAAAUACUUAGUCUCUCCUCUGAUCAUGUCUAGACAAAAGCAGAAAAGUUCAAGCUAAUCAAAUGUUGGUAGCACAUAGGACCUCUCCUUUUCAAUUUAAAUAUUUUGUACAUAUAUUUUGUAUUAUUAUUUUUUCAGCAUAGUUUUGUCAGAUCAUAGCUUAGCUGUGUAAAAAAUCUUGAAAGACAAUUAAGAUUCCUUGGGAUUGUCACAACACGAGUGCUCUAACACUGUAAUCAUGUAUAUAAUAGUACUAAAGACCUUCAUUUUAACCAUUU